This is a messenger RNA of Paramecium tetraurelia, 462 nucleotides long. RefSeq lists its product as uncharacterized. The transcript is spliced from 2 exons. NCBI's taxonomy places the organism in Eukaryota, Ciliophora, Oligohymenophorea, Peniculida, Parameciidae. The record is from RefSeq and is a predicted model, not a curated record.
AUGUUUAAACUGAGCUAAAGGGAUAUGCAAAUUUAAAAUCUCAGAAAUACCCAAAUUAAUCAAACUUAGGUAAGGAAUUUAUUGUUGAAGAAUAAGGGGCAUAAAUAAUUAACUUUGAUGAAAAUAAAUCUCAUAUAUCUGACAAUUUUGAUAGAAAACAGUUGGUAUCGGUUCUAGAAGCAGUAAGUGACGAUGCAAGUGAAAAUUUAGAAAAAUUAUGUUUAAUAAGAAGGAAAAAUGAGUGAGCUUUAAGAUAAAAUAGUAUAAUUAUAGGAGGAGAAUGAUAAAUUAUAGAGAUACUAAUUGAAGAGCCAAGAUGAUUUUCUAUAGAUUACUCUUUUGAAGGAAUCAGCACUGAUUAUAUAAUUAAGAUAAGAAAUAGAAAUUUAAAAGCUUAUAAGGAAUAAAGUAAGGAAAAAAGUGAGUUACAAUUAGAAAUAAUUAAAUUAAAGGAUCAAUUGA